AUGAAGCGACCAAAGCCUCGGCCUACUCUCCCACCCGACCUGAUUGACUCUGACUCUGUCUUCUUUCGAAAACCAGGGAACGAGUCUGUCGUCGGCUCGGGUACGUACGGAAAGGUAUUCAAGGGGCUCAAUGUCUACACCAAGGGGCUUGUUGCUCUCAAACGAAUACGGAUGGAAGGCGAGCGAGACGGCUUUCCGGUGACGGCUGUGCGCGAAAUCAAGCUUCUACAGUCGCUACGGCACACCAACAUCGUCAGACUUCAAGAGGUCAUGGUGGAGAAGAAUGACUGCUUCAUGGUCUUUGAGUAUCUCUCUCACGAUCUGACGGGCUUGCUCAACCACCCUUCCUUUUCGCUAGACCCAGCUCAGAAGAAGCACAUGGCCAAGCAGCUCUUUGAAGGCCUAGACUACCUUCAUGAGAGAGGCGUUCUUCAUCGCGACAUCAAAGCCGCCAACAUCUUGGUCAGCAGCGAUGGAAUUCUGAAACUGGCAGAUUUCGGCCUGGCUCGGUUUUAUGCGAAGCGACACCAGCUGGAUUACACGAACCGGGUCAUUACGAUCUGGUACCGAUCGCCCGAGCUUUUGCUAGGAGAGACCAAGUAUACCGCUGCCGUGGACGUCUGGAGCGCGGCGUGUGUCAUGGUGGAGAUCUUCACCAGACUCGCCAUCUUUGCCGGAGAUGGGACGGAGCUCAGCCAGCUGGAGAAGAUAUACAACACGCUCGGGACGCCAACCCGCCAGGACUGGCCUGGCAUCAUCGACAUGGCCUGGUUCGAGCUACUUCGACCGACUGCCAAGCGGAAGAGCGUCUUUGCUGAAAGAUACAAAGACAGAGUUUCUCCCGCUGCCUUUGAUCUGUUGCAAUCUAUGUUCCAGUACGACCCGGCCAAGCGACCUACUGCAGCCAUGGUCUUGCAGCACCCUUACUUCACCACCGAAGAGCCGUUGCCCCGGCAGGCAAUAGAGUGA
Trichoderma reesei QM6a is the source of this 969-nucleotide messenger RNA. RefSeq lists its product as uncharacterized. Lineage: Eukaryota; Fungi; Ascomycota; Sordariomycetes; Hypocreales; Hypocreaceae. Bases 1 to 969 code for a protein of 322 amino acids. Gene Ontology annotation, molecular function: cyclin-dependent protein serine/threonine kinase activity; ATP binding; RNA polymerase II CTD heptapeptide repeat kinase activity. Gene Ontology annotation, cellular component: cyclin/CDK positive transcription elongation factor complex; nucleus. The transcript has a single exon. The record is from RefSeq and is a predicted model, not a curated record. Gene Ontology annotation, biological process: protein phosphorylation; transcription elongation by RNA polymerase II; positive regulation of transcription elongation by RNA polymerase II.